Mercurialis annua (annual mercury) is the source of this 680-nucleotide messenger RNA. RefSeq lists its product as uncharacterized. Gene Ontology annotation, cellular component: chloroplast. NCBI's taxonomy places the organism in Eukaryota, Viridiplantae, Streptophyta, Magnoliopsida, Malpighiales, Euphorbiaceae. The transcript is spliced from 5 exons. The record is from RefSeq and is a predicted model, not a curated record. Bases 235 to 573 code for a protein of 112 amino acids.
UGAAGCUUGUUUAUUGUAUUUGUUGGGUGUUUGUGGUUAGGUCUCCAUGGUGUUCCUAUAUAUACACGGUUUAUAACCAAUAAGGGAUCAGGAUCCUACUGGGGCUUAACAUAUACAAAAUCUUAGCCAAUGUAAUAUAUUGUACCUGCAACCAAUAGAGCUUUGCCACAUGUGCUUUUGGAUAUAUGACUUGAGUAUGCUGCUAAUUUGGCAAGUUGAGAGGACCACCUAGGAAUGCAUACUGAAGAAGUCUUGUACAGAGACUUUUCGAAAGAACUUUUAAACUUGAUCUUGAAGCUGCAAGAGAGUAGGAUGAUUUAUAUAAUCUGCGACUUGAGUAAACUAGUGAUUGACAUGCUAAUAAGAAUACGAGCUGCCAGGAGUUUACUUUCCCCAUUAGACAAACUGUAUUGUUUAGCGGAUGACCGCUUGGAAGAAGCUGUCAAGUUUUUGGACCAUGGUGACGGAUCUGGAUGGCAAUUACUUCACGCAAUGCUAAAUCCCGAGUUCCGAAAACGGCCAAUAGUAGAGGCAGUGCUCGACCAUCGAUUCAUGACUGGUGCUACGCCUUAAUUGGCAAAGCUGCAUAUUAUUUUGUGUGUGUAGGCUGAAUUUUGAGUGGAAAAAGAUGCGGAUGCAGAGAUCAUGUAAAAUACAAUAUUUUUGUUUGGUGAAUUAAU